Gongylonema pulchrum is the source of this 264-nucleotide messenger RNA. The record is from the annotation of a GenBank genome assembly. NCBI's taxonomy places the organism in Eukaryota, Metazoa, Nematoda, Chromadorea, Rhabditida, Gongylonematidae.
GGUUAUUUACUCUCUGCGCGUGGACAGCUCCGAGAUGAUUUGGUUAUGUGCUACAUCUGUCUUUUGGAGCAUGAAAACCAGCAAAGCCGAAAAGGUGCGUGUCGAGCUUUGGGCAUACUUUCGGCUUCGAAAGCAUUGCAUCCUCUAACAUUUCUGAGCGGCAAUGAUCCAGCGGAGACCGUACGAGAGGAGGCGCGAGCAGUUCUGCUUAAAAUGCGAUAUAACGUUAACGAGUUGACCAGUUUCGAAACUACCAAAAUAUGA